AUGCUGGCAAGACAGGCUAUACGCUCAUGGAGAGCAGUGGGAAACAAGCCUCUUCUACGUAGGAAACCUUAUAAUUCCACCGAGCAUUUCUUAACAAUUACUUGCAGGCACCUUUUGUUACCCCUUGAGCUCAAUGUUUCCAAGACAAAUGAACUCGAUCAUCGUGCAAUUGGCAAGGCACAGUCACUAUUUAUGAUUCAUCAAUACAGCCCUGGCUCUAUUUUUAUGCUUCCCCAUGGUACUCGAAUUGUUCACAAACUACAAGAUUUUCUUAGAAAGCAAUAUGCUCGAUAUGGCUAUGAAGAGGUCAUGACACCGCUGAUUUACAAGAAGGAUUUAUGGGAAACAAGUGGUCACUGGCAGAAUUAUAUGGAAGACAUGUUUAUGGUUAAGAGUGGCCGCGAGAAGGAAGAUAGCUGUCAGCACCACAACCAUGAGGAGGGUGGCGAAGGAUUAUAUGGCUUGAAGCCAAUGAACUGCCCUGGACACUGUCUUAUUUUUGACAGUACCCCAAAGUCGUACAGAGAUCUUCCUAUCCGUUUGGCAGAUUUUAGUCCCCUACACAGAAAUGAAGCAUCUGGAGCUCUUAGUGGGCUGACUAGAGUUCGUCGAUUUCAUCAGGAUGAUGCUCACAUUUUCUGCACUAACGAGCAGAUUGCUUCUGAGAUCACUUCUUGUCUUGAAUUUGUGGAUUACGUCUAUGGUGCAUUUAAGUUCCCUCACUAUGACUUGACGCUUUCGACACGUCCCGAGUCUAGUUAUAUUGGCACUAUUGAAGAGUGGGAUACUGCCGAAGGUGCACUCAAGCAGGCUCUUGAGGCCACCGGUCGUCCAUGGUCAAUCAAGGAGGGAGAUGGUGCCUUUUAUGGCCCAAAAAUUGAUAUCAUGAUCAAGGAUUCAAGCGGAAAGUCUCAUCAGACGGCAACUAUUCAGCUUGAUUUCCAACUUCCUCAGCGUUUUGGCCUCAAGUAUAUUGAUGAGAACGACCAGACCCAGACACCCGUUAUUGUUCAUCGUGCUAUUCUUGGAUCAAUUGAGCGCAUGAUGGCUAUUCUUAUUGAACACACAAAAGGAAAAUGGCCUUUGUGGCUCAGCCCUCGCCAGGGUGUCAUCAUUCCUGUUUCAUCUCAAUUUGCAGAUUAUGCAAAGACUGUAGCCAAUGCUUUGUCACAUGGAAAUGGCUCGGAAGAGCGUUACUACAUUGAUGCCGAAACUUCAUCUCGCGAAAGAUUGAACAAGAUGAUUCGACAAGCCCAAAUGGAUCGUUACAACUACAUAUUUGUUGUUGGACAAAAGGAAAUGGAUGCUGGAACAGUAAAUGUGCGUACGCGCGGAGGUGAUAUGUUGGGUACAAUGAGCUUAGAAGAGGUUCGAAGAAUGUUUGCUGAAAAGACAGCUUCGUUUGAAUAAGACACCAUGGUUUGUAGCAUAGAGUAUAUAUAUAUAUAUUUAUUUAUUUACGUAUGUGUAUAUCUUUACAUAUGUAUAUUAAAAGUAAAAAAAAAAGAAGAAAUAAAAGACAAUAAAAAAGUACAUGCUCAUGAUGAAUCCUAU
This is a messenger RNA of Phycomyces blakesleeanus NRRL 1555(-), 1554 nucleotides long. RefSeq lists its product as hypothetical. Gene Ontology annotation, biological process: threonyl-tRNA aminoacylation. Gene Ontology annotation, cellular component: cytoplasm; mitochondrion. The transcript has 3 exons. The coding region runs from base 1 to 1410 and encodes 469 amino acids. NCBI's taxonomy places the organism in Eukaryota, Fungi, Mucoromycota, Mucoromycetes, Mucorales, Phycomycetaceae. The record is from RefSeq and is a predicted model, not a curated record. Gene Ontology annotation, molecular function: threonine-tRNA ligase activity; ATP binding.